Messenger RNA from Mugil cephalus (flathead mullet), 2845 nucleotides. Its product is annotated as diencephalon/mesencephalon homeobox protein 1-A-like. Gene Ontology annotation, biological process: regulation of transcription by RNA polymerase II. The record is from RefSeq and is a predicted model, not a curated record. The transcript is spliced from 5 exons. Gene Ontology annotation, molecular function: DNA-binding transcription factor activity, RNA polymerase II-specific; RNA polymerase II transcription regulatory region sequence-specific DNA binding. The coding region runs from base 216 to 1424 and encodes 402 amino acids. NCBI's taxonomy places the organism in Eukaryota, Metazoa, Chordata, Actinopteri, Mugiliformes, Mugilidae.
CAAACACACGGAGAAAGAGAGAUAGAGUGAAAAGGAGUCGGAGCACGGAGGGGACGGACCGGAAUAUUCUCAGGAUAUGAGACUGAAUGAAAACGCAGAUGAAGUGAAGAAGAGGAACAGCCGCCCUCGGAUUUUAGAGAAGAAGAUUUGAAAGGCGAAUAUUCGGCUGUUGGAGGAGAUAUUUCCACACGGAGGAGAGAGACAUCUCGCCGACCAUGCAGCACUACGGGGUGAACGGCUACUCUCUCCACGCCAUGAACUCACUGAGCGCCAUGUACAACCUUCACCAGCAGGCGGCGCAGCAGGCACAGCACGCACCUGACUACAGGCCCUCGGUGCACGCGCUCACUCUUGCAGAAAGACUGGCUGACAUUAUCCUUGAGGCCCGCUAUGGCUCCCAGCACCGAAAGCAGCGGCGCAGUCGGACAGCCUUCACGGCCCAGCAGCUGGAGGCUCUGGAGAAAACCUUCCAGAAGACCCACUAUCCUGAUGUGGUGAUGCGUGAGCGCCUGGCCAUGUGCACCAACCUGCCCGAGGCCCGUGUGCAGGUGUGGUUCAAGAACCGUCGGGCCAAGUUCCGUAAGAAGCAGCGCAGCCUGCAGAAGGAGCAGCUCCAGAAACAGAAAGAAGCGUCCGGACCUGCAGACGGUUCUACGGAGGACUCCAAGACUGACCUCACCACCACCACCACCAACACCACCUCCACCACCACCCUGAUUCCCGAAGCCCGCACUCCUCCUCCUCCCUCCUCCUCUUCGUCCUGUCACUCCGAGACGGAGAGGCUGGCCGCAUCGCGGCCCCAGCCCGGCGAGAUGAGUGUGGAAGUAAACGUCACCUCCCCUGAGCCAUCGGACAGCGAGUCAGCAGCGGAAGAUAACGCUGACAGGGAGGAGGACGAGAUGAGAGCCGAGACGAGGGGGAAAUUCAGGGAGGAGACGCAGGGGGAGGGGGGAGCCCAGGCAGGGAGCAGCUCCCCGUCCUGCAAACGGCUGAGCCCCACAUCAGACUCUCCCUUGAGCUCCCCCGCGCUGCCGUCCUCCAGCAGCGUAACCAGCGGUUUGGCACAGAGCAACUCCUACGCCUCAUCGCCCCUCAGCCUCUUCCGGCUGCAGGAGCAGUUUCGUCAGCACAUGGCUGCCACCAACAACCUGGUGCACUACCCAUCCUUUGACAUGAGCACGCCCUCCUCCCUGCCCUACCUGGGCAUGAACGUCAACAUGCCUUCCCCACUGGGCUCGCUGCCCUGCCAGUCCUACUACCAGACGCUGUCACAGGCCCAGCAGGUGUGGAACAGCCCGCUGCUGCAGGCGGCACCCGGAAGCCUCCCAGGAAGCCUCAACAGCAAAACCACGAGCAUCGAGAACCUCCGCAUGAGGGCCAAGCAGCACGCGGCAUCCCUGGGAUUGGACACGCUCCCCAACUGAAGCUUAGGCUUUCCUGGCUUCGUGUCUUCCCUCUAAGUCAAGGCCCGAGCUUAAAGUUAUGGGCCCUGCAUUCAGGAGGUGACUCUGGCUUCCUCACCAUUCUCCUUCUCACCUCUCGCAACAACUGUAUGAAUCCAUCCAGAACUCAGACUCACAUCUAGACACUGAUGAGAAAUAGCUCUAAUUCAAGAUCACGAUUUUUGCCUGCUACUCAAAAAACUUAUUAUAUGAACACAAUAUAUCCUCUGUUGAAAAUCUGUACACAUUUCGAAUGUGUGUUCAUAUCAUUUAAUUGAACUGUUAGGAACGAUGUUUUAUAGACAAAUACAUGCUAUCUCAAAGCCAGAGCACUACAACAAAGAGUAGAGAGGAGAAAUUUGAGAAGCACACAUUUGGACCGCUAAGCGUGCUUUAGAUCAAUCACUUUAGGGGCCCCCCUCACAGCUUGGGGCCUUCAGUUGCCAACUCGCAUACUCCCCUUCACCUCAUCGCCAUCGUAUGGGCAUGCGGCUCACUGCUGGGAGCGCAACAAAAUGUGAAGAACAUCUCUGCUGGAUAGACUAAAUGGAAAAUAAGAUUAUGACGAGAACUCAAUGGAAAAAAAUCCCACCUGGGCUGUGACUGAACAGUACCGUUGGCCUGUGGGUCUCACCACGUUCUGACUCCUCUCGAUCAACUGCAUCGUCACGUUUUUCUGAUGCUAACUGCUCACUGUGAUUCGAGCCUCCCCUGUAAAGUCGACGCAGGCAGCUUGAACACCAGAGCUCCUCCAGGGCAAAUGUGACCUCAUGAAACAUUCUAUAACCCCAGAACAUGGACUAUGCAUGCAUGAACUUAUCUGAAGCAUGGCUUACAGCCCCACAACACCAUCAUCAUGGCAUCAGCAGGUAAAUAAAAAUCUGACGUCAGAGGUAAAGCUCCGAUCCGUCGAUAUAAACCUAAUUUCUAUGUAGAUGACAGUUGUGUCUCCUGGUCCCAGGUCACAGCUGCAAGAAUCCAUUGAGCUUUGUAAAUAUUCCCUCAGUGUUCGCCUGCAUCUGCCUGGUCACACACAAUCUCCACAUGUCUCCUUUUUGUGGGAAAGAUUCGGAGGGAAACAUUUUCCCAAAUUCAUUUUUCAACUGCAGCUUUAAGCAAAGGACCUAACAUCUGGACUGAAAGAAGGGAGAAUCUGCAGAUGAGGCGCAGCGGCGAAUAAAUACAAGCCCAGACGACAUAUAUUUCCGUUGACACGGGCACGGGUUGGAUCGAACUUUUCCUGGGCCUGUGGCUUCUGUUAGAAAAAAAAAUAAAUAAAACACACACACAGGCUACUUCUCUAUGUAUUAUAUCACUGUAGAUUCAAAACAUGUAUUUCUGAAUUGUUUUAAAUGUGAGUAAUUUAUCUGUUUAAUGCAAGGGAAUAAAUCACAUAAGAAGGA